UGAGAUAGAGAAAGCACAGACCAUUUUAAGGAAUGUACUGUAUAAUGCACGAUUGCUAUCUUAACUAGUACGUGCCUUCCAUUCAUGAGCCUAAUAAGGGUCUCUUGUUGCUGGACAGGAAAACGGAUGUGACACUCAGUGACUUAGGUGAGAGAAACACUAAAUACAAGGGAUCUAUCUGGAUUCUGGUCUUCUACAACCCAGGACACACUGCAACAAUCUUGGCAUGGGGUAAAAGCCAUAACAAGAUAAUGAAUAUUUAAAGAAAGAAUGAUCAGCCUGACUGGCUAGGGUCAUGGAUACAAUGUGCAUCUGAGGCAUCAACAUCAUUCUCUAAAACGUGAAUAUGUCUGUGAGAAUAUCGAUCAUCCUACUGACUUGCAUCAUAGGAUCUACCUGGAGUUUCCCUGCACAGCAGAUGACCACCCCAGCACUUGCAGGAGGAUCGCUGGAACCGAUGGAGGCAGCCAGGAAAGCGUGUCUGCAGAGUUACUGCGCAGCAGGAAGUGUGUGGGCGGCUGUGCAGGAAGGAAGAGCAGAUGACAUAACAGCUGCCAAAGGAGUUCUGGAAAAAAGAAAGAAAUCUGACCCAGGUGAUAAAAAACCUGAAGCCUCUCGGGAUGUCUUUACGCAGAUAACUGAGGCAAACAAAGGCAAUAUGGCUCUUACAGAAGAGGGAGAUAUUCUCAUAAAGAUACAUCGUAGUGCCACCACUUCAGAUUAUCUUUGGCCUAAGUCUGCUGAUGGAACUGUCGUGGUGCCUUACAUCUUCUCCCACAACUACAGUGCCGGCGAGUUAGCCCUGUUUGAGAGUGCCAUGCAGGAGUUUGAAACCUUAACCUGUGUGAGAUUUGUACCUCGGACAAAACAAAGGGAUUUCCUAAACAUCAUGUCUAAUGGCGGCUGUUUAUCAAUGGUUGGAAGAAAUGGAGGGGCACAGAGGGUUGAACUGGCUUCAUAUGGCUGUAUGAGCAGAGGAGUUAUCCAGCAUGAACUAAACCACGCCCUAGGCUUCUACCAUGAGCAUAUGAGGAGCGACCGGGAUGACUACAUCACUAUUAUCACUGAAAAUAUCUUACCUGGCUAUGAAAACUAUUUUAAGAAACGCAACACUAAUAACUUGGGAAUAAAAUAUGACUUUACUUCAGUGAUGCAUUACUCAAGUAAUACAUUUAGUAUCAGCCCAGAUAAAAGCACCGUUGUUCCCAAGUCUGACCCAUCUACUCCGAUUGGACAAAGGCAUGGGCUGAGUAUUCUGGAUAUUUAUAAAAUUAAGAAGUUGUAUCAGUGUGAUGUGUGUGCUAUUCUGCUCCCUGACUCCACUGGGACUAUGACUUCUGACAACUACCCAUCUGUAUACACUGAUAAUGCCAGCUGUGUUUGGUUAAUAAGAACCCCAUCUGGGCAGGUGACCCUGCAAUUCCAAGCCUUUGAUAUCCAAUCAUCUCCAGGCUGUGUGUCUGACUACAUUACCAUCUAUGAUGGUCCCAGUAAGACGUACCCUGUGUUAGUGGACAGGGCAUGUGGUACCGGAGUGAUUCCUCUACAGAUUGCCUCCACUAACCAGAUGCUGGUUGAGUUUGUCAGUGAUGGGGCAGUUACUGGGACUGGCUUCACAGCAACAUACAGCUCAGUUCAAUGUGAUGGAGCUUUCUAUGUCUCAAAUAAAAACAUCACUACUCCUGGCUACCCUGAAAAUUACUAUCCUAACCUUGACUGCACCUGGACAAUCACAGCGCCUACUGGGUACAAGAUAUCACUGCAAAUUAAUGAAUUCAAUCUCGAGAUUGGAAUUUUCUGCAUAUACGACUAUCUAAAUAUUUACAACACAACCCGUGGUAAAGUUAUGGGGCCUUACUGUGGCCCUAUAGACUUCUAUUAUCCGUUUGAGUCUACAGGGAAUUCCAUGGUGCUCAAGUUCCACAGUGAUAGUACCACGGAGAUGUCAGGUUUCAGUGCUACUUAUACAUUUGUGCCAGAAAAGAAAGGAAGGAGAAUGAAAGCAGAUACUGAUGCCACCAUUGCUGACUUUUAUAUCAAAUAUACCUGAGAAGAUAUUUCCAACUCUUUACUU
Messenger RNA from Xenopus laevis (African clawed frog), 2074 nucleotides. RefSeq names its product astacin-like metallo-endopeptidase 3 gene c L homeolog (gene astl3c.L). The transcript is spliced from 16 exons. Gene Ontology annotation, molecular function: metallopeptidase activity; metalloendopeptidase activity; zinc ion binding. Bases 347 to 2050 code for a protein of 567 amino acids. Gene Ontology annotation, biological process: proteolysis. Gene Ontology annotation, cellular component: cortical granule. NCBI's taxonomy places the organism in Eukaryota, Metazoa, Chordata, Amphibia, Anura, Pipidae. The record is from RefSeq and is a predicted model, not a curated record.